AUGCGAGCUAUAUUAGAUCCUCAGUUUUCUGAAUUCUUGUUAAGAGUUGGCGAAGGGUGUGAACUUGUGGACUUCAACGGUGAAAUAACUUUGCUUAGAGAUUUAGUCAUUCCUUAUUACGAUAAAGAAGAGUCCUUAAACAGGUUACUGCAAUCUGUAUUUUCAGAUUUAACUCUCUAUUCCCAGGAUCCAUAUAGAAUGAUUAAUAGAUGUAUUCUUACUCCUAAAAAUAGCUCGGUUGAUGAGCUGAAUGAUAUACUGAUUAGAAGGAUUCCUGGAGAGUUUCGCAUUUUCAUUAGUUCUGACAAAACUGUUGACCAGCGGCACCAGGGGGAUUAUGAGGAUUUUCUUAAUUCUCAAAAUCCAAAAGACCUUCCUCCUCACAGGUUAAUGUUAAAAGAAAACUGUCCGAUUAUACUGAUAAGGAAUCUAAAUCCUGUUGAAGGCCUAUGCAACAGCACAAGGCUUAUAUGUAGAGAGCUUGGUCGGCAUACUAUCUCCGCUGAAAUUGUCUUCGGCCAGCAUCGAGGAAAGAGACUUCUUAUUCCAAAAAUACCCUUACAAACUCCCGACAACCAAAAGAAUUCUGUUGCAUUUAUAAGAACUCAGUUUCUUGUUCGGCUCUGUUUUGCGCUGACCAUUAAUAAAUCUCAGGGACAAACUCUCGAUUACGUUGGCAUUUACUUGAGAGAAUCUGUCUUUUCUCAUGGACAGUUAUAUGUAGCCUUGUCCAGAGUUAGAACUUCAGCUGAGCUGAAAAUACUUAUUGUACCAUGA
This is a messenger RNA of Coffea arabica (coffee), 777 nucleotides long. RefSeq lists its product as uncharacterized. The record is from RefSeq and is a predicted model, not a curated record. NCBI's taxonomy places the organism in Eukaryota, Viridiplantae, Streptophyta, Magnoliopsida, Gentianales, Rubiaceae.